AUGGUUUCUCUUAUCGUUGGGGUGGUCGGAGCUCUCCUGUACUGCGCGAUCUGUCUGACUAGAGUCUAUGCUAUCGGCCAAGAGAAUUGUGUUUCCUUCGAGUCCGACCCGACCUCGUUCUCAGUGGUCAGCGGCGGAUCUGUUGCGCCAAUCUAUCUUUCCGAGGAUGAAUGGCCUGGUGUUCAGCGGACUGCUUUCGACUUUGCUUCUGACAUCGAGAAAGUGGCUGGAAAGACACCUCGCCUAUUAAAUGUCACGUCGGACGUGAAAGCAUCACUACCUCCGAUAAUCGUUGGCACUCUUGGAAAGUCAUCCCUGAUUAAUGCUAUCGUAAAUCACACACAGCUUGACGUGACAUCUGUUUCUGGCCAGUGGGAGUCCUUCAUGACAAGAGUGGUUGAUAACCCACUCCCUGGUGUUGGAAAAGCGUACGUGAUAAUUGGAGCUGAUAAGCGUGGUACAAUCUAUGCGAUGUACGAUCUCUCAGAACAAAUUGGUGUCUCACCGUGGUAUUGGUGGGCAGAUGUCCCGACGACUAGAAACUCUGAAAUCUUCUUUUUAUCCUCAGGUUGUUCACAUGGAUCACCGACUGUGAAGUAUAGGGCAAUAUUUUUCAAUGACGAACAGCCUGCCCUGCAGAACUGGGCCAUGGAGAAGUUCACUAAUGGCACAGGAGCACCACUGACCAACUCCCCUUUCAAUCAUUUCUUCUAUACAAAAGUGUUUGAGCUCAUUCUGCGCCUAAAGGGAAACUUCUUGUGGCCGGCUAUCUGGAGCAGUGCCUUCGGCGUUGAUGACCCGCAAAACCAACCACUAGCAGACUGGUACGGGAUCGUCAUGGGCACAAGGCAUGUUUUGGACUCGGGUAGGAUGCAUUGUUUACUGACUGCUUUGCCAUCAAUUAGUCACGAAGAGCCUAUGAUGCGUUCAAUCCCUGAAGAGUGGACACUGUUUGGGGUCGGACCAUGGAACUAUUCCACGAAUUCGGAAUUCAUCUAUAAUUUCUGGGUUAAUGGCACGGAGCGAGCUAAGCCAUAUGAGAACAUCUUUACCGUGGGAAUGCGAGGCGAUGGUGACCUGCCACUGUCCGAAACAACGAAUAUUGACUUAUUGGAAAAGAUCAUUUCUGAUCAGCGUCAGAUUCUGAUGACUGUCUUUAAUGAGACAGAUGUUACGAAUAUACCGCAAGUGUGGGCACUUUACAAGGAGGUCAUUGGUUACUAUGAUGACGGUAUGCGCGUGCCGGAUGAUAUCUCUUUGCUUUGGAGUGAUGACAACUGGGGGAACAUGGUCCGCCUCCCGAUUCCUGAUGAGUUCAAUCGAACGGGCGGUGCAGGUGUCUACUAUCAUUAUGACUAUGUUGGCGAUCCGAGAGACUACAAGUGGAUUACGACAUUCGACCAGCUCUCCCAAGCCGUCGAGCGCCAGGCUACUCGCAUUUGGGUAGUCAAUGUCGGAGACCUCAAACCUUACGAGCUCAAUAUCGAGUUCUUUUUCAGCUAUGGUUGGAACUCUUCGCGAUGGUCCUUCAAUAAUCUCGACAAGUUUGUGUCAUCGUGGGCUCAGCGCGAAUUUGAUGUGUCGCCGUCCGUUGCGGAAGACAUCGUAACGAUUAUGACAAACCUUACCAGGUGGAAUAAUCGACGGAAACCUGAGCUACUCAACGGCACGACUUUCAGCCUGACGGAUUACAGAGAAGCGGAGAAUGUCAUCACGGGAUGGAGCGCCCUUCUCAAUGUGUCGACUGGAAUUUACAACAGCCUGACCUCAGAGUUUCGACCUGCAUUCUUUGAGAUGGUACAGCAUCCUAUCCUUGCAGGCUCCACCCUCUCGAAGAUGUGGAUCGCUCAAGGUCUGAAUAACUUGCAUGCAUCGCAAGCCCGACUAAGCACGAACAAUCUUGCGGAUGAGGUCGAAGAACUUUUCGAGCAAGAUUACUCGAUCGAGUUGAAAUAUCACCAUCUCCUAGACGGCAAAUGGGACCAUAUGAUGGAUCAGACUCAUACCGAGUAUUUUUAUCGAAGACAGCCAAUGGCCGAUAUAAUGCCUCCUAUUGCGCGUAUGCGAAAACAAAAGCAGUCAAUACCUGGCCCAAUGAGGGUUUCUCCAGAGGGUACUGGGCAAGCAUGGCCUGGCCCAAAUCUGUUGUCAUGCAGUAUGAGUGAUACGUGUCCCACGGCAGUUAUCUCUUUGGAUCCAUAUGUUCCAUUGAAUUCGCGUUAUAUCGAUGUCGGUGCCGGUGGUCCCUCACCCUUCACGUUUACUGCGACAUCAAAUGUUUCUUGGCUGACACUUACACCGGCCGAGGGCUCCGUUUCACCGUCAAAUCCGGAAGUGCGUGUCGAGGCUACCGUUGACUGGAGUCAAGUAGAUGGGUCGCAGGCAGCUCAGAUUAAUUUCAACGCUAGUGCUAACGGACAAAUGCCGAUGAGUGUACCUGUCUUCUUCGUUGCGAAUCGUACCGUUGCUCCGCAAGGAUUUAAAAGUUUCGUGGAAGGAGAUGGAGGAGUCUCCAUCGAGGCAGCUCAUGCGUCUCGGAACACUACCGUAUCAAAUAUAACUUGGACUGAACUGCCUGGAUACGGAAAGACGCUCUCCGGAGUCACACCUUGGCCAAGGACAGGGAACAACUUCGGGAACUUCACCGCUGGCUCAGGUCCAAGCAUUGAAUAUGAUUUCUAUAACUUCAAUACCAUCAAUGGAACAGGAAAUGUCUCUGCAACUGUCCUCGUUUCACCCACGCUGAACUUCAUGGGUCCAGAUAGGCCUAUCAAGGUUGCUGUACAAAUGGAUAGCCAGUCUCCACAAACGGUGGCAUUCAUUCCUUCCGCACCUCCGGGUCAACUCCCUCCGCAAUGGGACGGUGACGAUGGCUUUGUGGCGAAUGCCAUUGUAAACGUUGUUACGAGCUGGUCUGCCCCACCUGGUGCGCAUACACUCAAGCUUUGGAUGGUUGAGCCGGCUGUCAUUGUGCAGAAGAUAGUUAUUGACACCGGUGGUGUCCGUCCAAGUUAUCUUGGUCCCCCAGAGAGCAUCCACUUGUGACGAAUCAAAUAGUUUCCAUUAGGCCAACAUGUUUCCAAUGUUUUCUAUGGAAAUUUCUCAAAGACUCUACUUGUCCAUACACAUUCUG
Messenger RNA from Fomitiporia mediterranea MF3/22, 3133 nucleotides. RefSeq lists its product as uncharacterized. The coding region runs from base 1 to 3045 and encodes 1014 amino acids. The transcript has 19 exons. The record is from RefSeq and is a predicted model, not a curated record. NCBI's taxonomy places the organism in Eukaryota, Fungi, Basidiomycota, Agaricomycetes, Hymenochaetales, Hymenochaetaceae.